This is a messenger RNA of Lingula anatina, 1055 nucleotides long. RefSeq names its product connector enhancer of kinase suppressor of ras 2. The record is from RefSeq and is a predicted model, not a curated record. Gene Ontology annotation, molecular function: protein binding. NCBI's taxonomy places the organism in Eukaryota, Metazoa, Brachiopoda, Lingulata, Lingulida, Lingulidae.
UUCCUUGGAGUCAGAGCACCUGCAGUCACUGGCCCUCAAACUUGGAGGCAAGGCUAGACUGGUCCAUAAUCACUUGAGAAUGAACAUAUCAUUGAGGUCCUCAGUCAAUGGCAGUGUCCAUCCUGACUACCUCCCAACUGAUGUCCUCUCUGAUAUCUCUCAUGUUGUGACAACACUGAAAACUAUGGUGUCAUGGCUUGAUAGGCCCCCAUUUGAAGAUAGCAGUGAUGAUUACCUGUUAAUGAGAAAUGCCUUUGUGAAACUUGGCUUGGAGCUGACCCAAGCAGCCUAUGAUGACAGUGAUAUCCUGGAGAGUGAAGAGAAGAUUUUAACAGUGUGUCGAAUGAUCUCAGACAAAUGUGAUCAUUUUAUCCACACAUCUAAGGAUCCUCUUACUCUUCAGCCAUGCUCUCUAGAGCUGGCAACCAUCAGGAAGAAACCUGAGGAGGAACUGGGUAUGCAUAUCCAGUCCUCAUACCUUGGCACGCACCUGAUAGGAGGGGUAAAGGACCAGUCUCCAGCUGACAUCUGUGGAAAAAUUGAGGAAGGAGAUGAAGUCAUCAUGGUCAAUUAUCAGAUGGUGGUUGGCUGGCAGCUGAAGAAAUUGGUACAGAUUUUGAGAGAGAAACCAAGAGAAGUCAUUCUGAUGCUUAAGAAACGUCCCAGACAUGCUAAUAUCUUCGGCCAGCCAACUAAUCGUAGGCGGCGCUCUCCAAACAAGAAGCCAUCCACAUUUCCCAAACUUCAGAAGAAGAGGUCUAGGGAAGACAAGAAUGUGAGAACCCCACUACCACCAAACUUCCUACACUCUGAGCAGGAGCAGCUCUCUCCAAGGUAGAGGGUGUAUUAUUACUUAUUUUGAUAAUAGAAAAAACAGUCUAUGAACAAAUGCAGGCAUGUGAUGUGUAAUGUGAAUUUGUCAGGUGACAAAUAGAGAGAUGUACAGAUUCAUUAAUGUGCAUUUUCUUAGGUCAAUAUUGCUUAAAAAAAGCAAUGAAGAAUUUUAAAAUACAUUUAGAAAGUUGUACAGAUGACGACAUACAGAAUAUUUUGGG